This is a messenger RNA of Cucurbita pepo subsp. pepo (vegetable marrow), 810 nucleotides long. RefSeq names its product non-specific lipid transfer protein GPI-anchored 1. The record is from RefSeq and is a predicted model, not a curated record. NCBI's taxonomy places the organism in Eukaryota, Viridiplantae, Streptophyta, Magnoliopsida, Cucurbitales, Cucurbitaceae.
CCCAAGAGAAAGAGGUAAAAGGGGAGAAAGAAGAAGAAGAAGAAGAAGAAGAUGAAAGGUGGAAACGGCGUCGUUGUGGUGGUGGUUUUGGUGGGGCUGUUGUGUUUGGCUGGGGCAGAAGAAGAGAACCUGAAGGAGGAGUGCAGCAAUGACUUCCAGCAGGUGGUGAGCUGCUUCGAAUUCGCGACGGGGAAGGCGGCGGCGCCGAGCAAGGAAUGCUGUGACUCGAUAGAGGGCAUAAAAGAGAGGAAGCCGAAGUGCCUGUGUUUCUUCAUACAGCAGACGCAUAACGGGAACCAGCAGAUAAAGAGUAUGGGCAUUCUAGAGACCAAGCUUCUUCAGCUCCCUUCUGUCUGUCAGUUGAAGAACUCCAGCGUCAGCUAUUGCCCUAAGCUUCUGGGUUUGCCAGCAAAUUCGCCCGACGCUGCUAUUUUUAGCAAUAUUACGACACCAGCAACACCGGCGGCGACGACGACGAGGACGAGUCCCGGCGGAAGUUCCGGAACUAGGAUGGUAGCCAAUUCUCCCGCCGGUCUACUAGCGGUGGCCGUGGCGGUCAUUUUUUUCACAGCAUUCCUUCCGCCGAUCACCACGUAUGAAGGAUAAAACUAUAUUGUUACGGUGGCGGUUGUGAUGGGAUAAAGUGGAGUGUUUGAGUGUUGUUUUUAUUUGGUUUUUGGUUUUGUUUUGUUGAUAUUUGAGGACAAAAUGUUUAGAUUUUAAGUCUGUUUCGUUUUGUUUCAUUUAUUUUCUGAAGAAUUAAGAUGAGAAACUCUUACAGGAAAUCCAUCUCUUCUCACCACCGACCAA